CCUGAACAUCUUCGGUCUGCAAUGAAUUAAGUGUGUUAUUAUGAAUGAAUAGCCAUGUCUAAAACGUAGGCUGUAUCCUAAAUUUAUCAGCGCUUUUUACAUCCCGUGUCACAUACAUUUUUAAAUUUUAGAUGUGGCGCAUCUAAAGACACUGAUUUCAUCUAACUGCUUGAUCCUUUUUGAUAUGAGAAAAAAUUGUGACGUGUAUCCGCGCCAAACUCAAAUGUGUACCUAGUUUAAAAUGCCGGUGUUCAGAUCAGACGGUUUCAGUCUGAUACAACUAGGCAGCUAGUAGCUUUCGUGAUAGCGAGACACUCUUUGUCUGGCUAUUGGCACAUCGUCGGAAUGGAAUGGAUAUAUUCACUAAACGUUUUAAUCUUUCUUUGGAAAGUGGUAAGGAAAUACUUCAUUUUUUUUGUAGUGAAAUAGUUUAAAUGGAUCCGCUACGCGUCAUAUCACCUUCUCUUUAUGUGCUGAAUGUUAAACAUCCUUGUGUUAUUAUUGUCUUAACUUUGGGAUUAGGUUCGGACCUUUUAAAACUUUUGCUGGUUUCUCUGACUGACUAGAUAUAACCUAUUGGUUAAGACUAAAACUGGGGACCCUGGAGACGCACGUGGGUUACAGCCAGCAUCUUUUUAUUUAUUUGUAAACUGUCGGUAGGCCAGAUUUAUUGUAUAUAAGAAUAAACAACUGAAAAUAAUUCUGAAAUCUAUUCUAGGAUAGCCACUCUUUAAGUGAUUAAGCAUAGGCUUUGUAAAGUGCAUUUAGUAGGCGCGUUAAUGACCUCAUUGACUCCGACGUUUUGCACAUACGUUGACGAGGCACCAUAGAAUUAGGUAGACAUGUUAACUAUGUUAAUAUGCACAAUUAUAAAAGAAAAUAAAUAGCUGCAAGCUUAUUUAGAGUCACUUGACCAUGUUUAUGUCUAGGUGAGGUUGGGUUGGGGUGGGGGGUCUACGGAGAGCUUACUGGAAUAAAACCGGCGUUUCCACAGACGAAGGGACUGUCAGGUAAGCAGUUUAAUCGUAAACAGUACCCUUGAAUGUGACGAGCUGUUUUCAGACUAGGUAUCAAUCAGAAUCAACGUUUUACACGUAACACUAGACAGCAACUUCUAAUAACGGUCUGUAUGUAAGGCAUAUUGGUGACUCUUAAAACCACUCUCAACGCGUUUCAGAUAUUACACUGAUGCGAAGUGGACGUCGGGUGUUAUUUUUCUUUUAUUUACAGUCAUUGUAGCUUGAGUCAUGCUAAAGGGAAUGUGCAGCCUCGGUUCAUGAAAUGUGUCAAAGCCUUACUAUCGCGUGAAGGUUCAUUUACGCCCAGUGACUCGCAGGGGUUUCUGACGAAUUCGGUAAUUUAUCAAUUUGAUUAACCUACUUUUUGUGGGCAUGAUUAAGCGACCGCUGUGAUCUUUUUUUCUCUAUCAGCCUUAAUGAGUCAGAGGUAGCCUACACCUACACCUAUUAAGGAUGUGUCAGAACGAUCUCGUGGAAGAUUGGCUUGGUUUGCGAGGCGCUCACUCUAACCAGUGGCCUAUGACUGAGAUGGACAUCCCCAUUGUAGUUUAUGCACUGAAUGUCUUUUUUGUGGAAAGCGGUUCAGCUAACCCAAAACAUAUAAUUUCAAUGUAUUUAGCAUAUUUCCAUAACCCCUCUUUUCUGUAUUACACAGCUACUCUCUAUGUCAGCCAGUUGCCCACAAUGUGGUCCAGGCUCUGGGCAGGAGAGUUGCAAGUGUGUGCCCUGUAAACAGGGAUACUACUCCAAGCAGAGACAUGGUGCAUAUACGUGUGAUACCUGCACAGAUCGCUGUUCUGGUAAGCUGUUUGUCGAAGCGACAAAACACCUUGUACAGAUAAAAGACUGCGGGAUUUCCACCAACCGCGUGUGUCACUGUACUAAAGGCUUCUACUGCCCAGAGCCUCUCAACUACACCUGCUUAUUCAACUGCAAGCCGUGCCCCAGAGGAACGUUCUCCGACGAAGCGUCCCUGGCAGCAUCCUGCAAGCCGCACACCGAUUGUGAUCGUCGAGGACUGGUCACAGUCUCAGAGGGGAAAGCUACUCAGGACCGUGUCUGUGACACUCUACUACAGCCACGCUCAAUGAACACGACCCCAAGAGUGUCCCCCUUGCACGUCUCCCACUCAGCACCAAGCUUUCCCGACAUCACACACAGCUCUCGCCCAGCCACAGAGGACAGUGUAGAGACAACAUACGUCUCUUCCAAAACCGAAGCUGUCCUCUCAGACACCACACGGGACAUUACCCGAACCGGAGACUAUGACUCACACACCACGCAGCACUCCUCUAAAAAAACGGUUGGCCACUCCAGAGUCACACCCCACUUUUCCAGCACCAGUGAUGACCUAUUUGGGACCCCCCCUGUCUCGCCGACCACACCUCCGGGCCCUCCCGACUCUUCUGGUGCCUCUGGUACUUCUGCAGUGAACAGGCCGUUCACUCGCACGAGCGUCCAUGACCUAAGCACCAGACAGUCAGCGAUAGUUGGCAUAGACUCCCAGAGCUCUCAGUGGCUGGUUGUGCUGCUGUUGCUCCUGGCCGUCUCUGUGCUGGUGGGCUGCUUCCUGUGGCUCAAGAGCAAGGCUCUGAAGAAGCAGCUCAAGUGGACUAGGGGUCUGCCAUUUGGGAAAUAUCAGGCAGCAAAGAAGACGUUGGGGGGUUGCAACAUCUGUGUACCCCAACAUCAGCAGGAAGCAGACAUGGGAGGUAACGCGUGUCUGGAGCAGUUGAUACCUCUAACCAGGGACAGUGAGGGCCCAUUGAGAGAGACGGGAGCAGCCGCCCAGCCUCAUCCAGGCCAGGGCAGCAUGCAGCGCAUCACCGUGGACAACAACGGGAAGGGAGAGAGCAUCAGCAACACUGUGGGGUCUAUAUUUAUCUACUCUCCAGGAAUGGUGGUCCUGGGCACCAACGCCCCGGAGCGGAAGGAGGAGGUGCGUCAGGAGGCCGAGGAGCAGCAUCUGGCCUUUGUACCUCAGCAGGAGUCACCCAGCGGCUCCUCCAGCGGCUACUCCAGCGGCUCCUCCAGCUCCUGCCAGGAUUCAGUGGGGCUCAGCACCCAGGAGGAGGACGACGACAAAGAGCUGAGCUACCCCAUCCCAGCCAGCAGCAAAUGAACCAGUGGGUUCCCUGGCACUGGUGGUUUGGGGGGGGGGGUGACAGAGGACUCCCUUAACAGGCUGUGGAAGAUGCUUUGAGUAUAGAAGAGCGGUGUCAUCAGGGUUACAUGAGAGUUUGAAGACAAGUGAGAAGAAAAGGACCUAAAAACCGCACCGGAAAAAAAGAGUGUGCUUGUAUUAUAGCAGAGCCAUUGCUGGAACUGUUCACAUUUGAAGUGUGUGUCACUCGCGUGCAUUGCGUGGGUGGGAGAGAGCACUGAAUUGCCCUCACUAUUCCGGUCAGACUUUCACUUCCUCUUUGACAAGUCCAGAGCACGCAGGGUGAAAAUAACAAAACUCUUGUCUCCUUUUGAGGAGACUGCUAUGAAAUGACAUACCUCUGUAUGAGUGGACAAGACAUUUACUACAUUUUACGGUCAGACAGAGUAGGUGUGUUGACUACAAGAAGUGUCUUGCGUUUUGCCGGUUAGAUGGCUCAUUUCUGAACUACUGCUACACUGGAGAACCAAGUAAUUUACAUACUGUGGGCAGUUCUUUGCACAGGACUAUAUUUACAGUCAGAAAACUGAACGCACCGUUAUUUUUGUGUGUCUGAAUAUGCCUUCAUGUCAAGUGUGUAUUUUUGGUGAAAACGGGAAGAUGCAAGUCUGUUGAGAUAUAAGAGAAGUGUCAUUUGCAGGCAAAUACUUUUGUGGUGCAUUUUGCUGCACCAAGUAAGACUAUACAUUAAAAACUGUGUGUGUGUGUGUGUGUGUGUGUGUGUGUGUGUGUGUGUGUGUGUGUGUGUGUGAGAAAGAGAGAAAGAGACUGAGAGGGGUAAGGGGCACACUUUUAACCACAGGUGAGCACUACUCCAAAGGGCAGGUGCUGAGUGUGUGUAUGGAUGGAUCUAGAAGUGGGCAGGGGUGGGAAGGGCCACCCAAAUUUGUCAACUUUAUUCUGCCUCUUGAAUCUGCCACAUCAAUCACGUUUAUUUCAUUUACCCUGUGAAAAUGUCCCAAACAAACCUGUAAUGUCAAACAUUAUAAUUGCAAGCAGUAUUUAAUGUUAACCAUGGUGAUGUACCUAGAGAUAUUCUGUGCUUGUAAACAGCAAUAUGUGUGUGUGUUCCUUUGUGCACUGGAGUGGUAUUACAGGAAUGGCAACAGGCACACCACUGUAGCACUUCGGCAAGCCGUGUGUGUUCAAUGGGAGCUGAUUCAGCCUGAAACCAUCAUUUUUCACUGUCAUUUUUCUUUACAUGUUCUGUCUUGUUAUUGUAUCUUGUUAUGAUCUUUCUGAUGGUGACACACCAUAUGAGAAAUGUCUUUAAAAAAAAAAAUACUGCAGGAAGAAACAGACUGAGAGGACUUUUCCAAAACUUUUCCCAUGGGCACAGAAUUGGACUGCUAUCACUGCAUUUGCUAUUACAUGUGUACAUAUUGCUAUUAUCUUAUCGUAUUCCAUACAUUUACAGAAUAAGUUUUAUGAAUCAGUUUAAUAAAAAAAAAAUAAACUGUAGGAAUAGUUUAUCUGGUGAA
Molecule: messenger RNA, 4664 nt
Organism: Clupea harengus (Atlantic herring)
Lineage: Eukaryota; Metazoa; Chordata; Actinopteri; Clupeiformes; Clupeidae
Product: tumor necrosis factor receptor superfamily member 21
Exons: 8
Coding region: 1684-3141 (485 amino acids)
Biological process (GO): negative regulation of myelination; oligodendrocyte apoptotic process; humoral immune response
Cellular component (GO): plasma membrane
Molecular function (GO): protein binding
Source: RefSeq, a predicted model, not a curated record